Molecule: messenger RNA, 2403 nt
Organism: Tigriopus californicus
Lineage: Eukaryota; Metazoa; Arthropoda; Copepoda; Harpacticoida; Harpacticidae
Product: nitric oxide synthase-interacting protein-like
Exons: 2
Coding region: 154-1047 (297 amino acids)
Cellular component (GO): nucleus
Molecular function (GO): ubiquitin protein ligase activity
Source: RefSeq, a predicted model, not a curated record
ACUCCGUUUGACUGCCUUCUAGUAUUCUGGAUUGAUUGAUCAACAAAGGAUCAUCAUUUCUCCUUCGCUUCAUUUAAGUUGUUGUAUCAUUUGAACCAUUCCUAAAAACAACAAUUACUGAUUGCCGUAAGUCCAUUGCUGUUCUUCGAGAAGAUGACUCGCCACGGUCGGAAUGCGACCAAUUCCGCGGUUUACAGCUACCACGAGCGUCACAAGGAUGCACGCUCUUCGGGCUACGGCACGGAUCAUAUGCGGCUCUCCAAAGACGCCGUGAAGAAAUUCGACUGCUGCUCUCUCACGCUUCAACCGUGCCGCACGCCCGUGGUCACGCCGCAAGGCUGGCUGUACGACAAGGAAGUCAUCCUCCAGUACAUCGUGGACAAACGCAUGGAGUAUCAAAAGAAGCUCCGGGCCUUCCAGGCCGAAUCCCAAAAGGAUUUCCAGGCCCUUUUUCAAUCGGCCCAAGACCAAAAGAACCUGGAACGAUCCAAGUUUGAGCACCAACAAACCUCCAUCAAGAGCCCUUCAACCGGGUCCACACCCUCCUCCUCUUCUUCGGCUUCAUCUUCUUCCGGCGUGGCUAAGCCCGUGAUGCCGUCAUUUUGGUUGCCCAGUCGCACCCCCGACUCAACCGGAAAGCCGAGAACCGAUGGCGACCAGCCCAAUAAGCGCCCGGACAAGACCGUGCUCUGUCCGUGCUCGGGUCGACCUUUGAAGGUCAGGGACUUGAUCGCCGUUAAGUUCCGCGAGUCCAAACCCGAGGCGGAUGCGCCCGCCUCGGAGAAAGCCUUCAAUGGGUAUCAAUGUGCGGUCACGGGCGACGUCUUGCGGGAUUCGGUUCGAUGUUUUGUGCUCAAGCCCACGGGCGAUGUCGUGACGGCCGAGUGUGUGGACAAUAUCAUACGCAAAGAUAUGACUCACCCACUGACGGGUCAAGUUUUGGUCGAAAGUGACUUGAUUGAGCUCCAACGGGGGGGUACGGGUUUUGCCGCUGCCAAUGAUAAACUGAAAGCCGCCAAAUAUCGUCCUAGUUUGGCUACGGCUUGAAAGUAGGAUGGAUCCAAAACUUGGCGAGCGAAAAAACACAGGUUUAAUAAUCUGUUACGGCCAGCCAGUUUGUCAAUCACCUGGAUUGAUGAUUUGUCAACCCAUCUAAUUCGAUAGUAUCAGCCACCGCAAUGUCAAAAUGUCGUCCAUGAAAUGAAUAUAAGAAACGUUAGGAGGAAAAACACUGUUUAGGGUAAUGGGGCCACGUACAAUUGACACAGAAAUUUCAGUUUUUUUGUAGUUGGGGAUAAUGACACUCAUGUUCAGAAUCUUUAGUUGGGAAUGCUUGGGUCACAGUGGUAAACCACGCCCGGUCAGCGAAGUUAGCCAUCCCUCGUCUGUGCAGAUAUCCGAUGGGCUGUUUUCGACUUAUUUUUCGUGUGUUAGAAUUUUCCAUUUUUUACAAUAGACUUUUUGAAACCUUUGAAACGUUUUUGUCCCAAUAUUGAGAUUUGUAUCUUGUUUGUUUGUAUUGAAAAGUGCCCCAGUGACCUCCCAAAAUUUCUGCUGACAUCAUCGUGCAGUUGCUACUUCAAUGUCCUGAUACAUUUUUACAUAAUUUCGUUUAAAAAGCCAUCUUAGUAUGCUCUUAAAACCUAUCGAAAACGAUCUAGUGACAAGAUUCUGAUCAACAAUGAAAUGUUAAAAAGUGACUAUUUUAUCGUCCUAAUCUAAGUUUCUUAUCUAUGAAUACAUAAUGAUGAAGGCCGAUUUGUACACAGUACAUAUUUCUCAAAGUCCAUGGUAGGAUUGACGAUAAGAUAAUAACGAUUAGACAUCAGUUGUUGAAACAUCAAUAUUGAAUGGGUAUUAGCAAUGGACGUGUUCAUUGGUCCGGCAGUGGCCUCGGAUGCUCAAGACAUCGUGGAUUAUGCCAAUGAAACGGGUGGUGAAACCGACUUCUAUAGCUUUGGAGCCGAUGGAUAUCCAAUGACGGUCGUGGAACAAGUGAAAGAGAUCCAGGACUUGGAGCGAACGAAGAGCAUUAUCUUAGUUGGGCGAGACUCAAACACAAUGAAGAUGGUGUGUUGGGGAACUUGUCAUUGUCAAGGCUUAAGAUCCUCCCAUGUCUAUGACCUUGGCAUCUCGGUUCGAAAGUCACAUUGGAGUCGAGGAAUUGGGUCCUUGAUGAUGAAUAUGCUUAUUGAGACCUGCCGUCUGAAGGGCGUUAAGAAAAUCAGCCUGACUGUGACUGCCGAUAACUCCAAAGCCAUUGGUUUAUACGAAAGAAAGGGCUUUGUCUUCGAAGGUCGGCGGGUGCGCCACUCACGCAUUGGUGACGAAUUCAAGGAUAUCAUAGACAUGGCAUUAUUUCUAGAAUAGUUGCUUGUGCAAAAACAAGAGAAUGAUUCUUGA